Messenger RNA from Brassica napus (rape), 1371 nucleotides. RefSeq names its product zinc finger BED domain-containing protein DAYSLEEPER-like. The record is from RefSeq and is a predicted model, not a curated record. The transcript has 5 exons. Gene Ontology annotation, molecular function: DNA binding. NCBI's taxonomy places the organism in Eukaryota, Viridiplantae, Streptophyta, Magnoliopsida, Brassicales, Brassicaceae. Bases 1 to 1371 code for a protein of 456 amino acids.
AUGGGCCUCUGCAAAAGUCGCUACUGUGGGCAAGAGAUCGGAUGCGACACCAAAAAGAGUGGGACUAGCACUAUGAAGAAUCAUAUUGCUCGGUUUAAGUUCUUCAAAGCUUUUGAGGAAAGUGGUAGUCAGCAUGGUUUAGGAAUUGAUAGUAGUGGUGUAGUUACUGCGGUUAUGUAUGAUGAUGGGUUGUUUAGGAGAUCUGUGAAUGAGAUGAUUGUGUUGAAUGAGCUGCCAUUUUCUUUUGUGGAAUCCGAGGGGUUUAGGAAGUUCUGUCAUAAUGUCUUGCCCAUGUAUUCAGUUCACUGCAGAAGGACAAUAAUAGAGGAUAUAUUGGGCAUGUUUAUGAAGGAUAAUUCGAGUUUGAAACCGUUGUUUUCUUCUGAGAAGAAGAGAGUCUCCUUAACCACUGACAUUUGGACAGCUCCUACAACAUCCUACAACUACAUGAAGAGGAUUAUCAAUUUUAAACUUGUGACACAUCACAAAGGAGACACCAUUGCUGAGCAUCUGAGUCAGUGUCUGGCGGAUUGGGAAAUUGAAAAGGUGUUCACAGUGACAAUGGAUAAUGUUAAAGGGAAUGACAAGGAACUGCGUUUGUUCACUAAAGCUUGUAGACAGCUAAGACCUAAUGCUCUAAUCAAGGAUGUCAGGGAUGGUCUAGCUGAGGUGAAAGAAAGUGUAGUAGCUAUUAGGAAUGAUGUCAAGUAUGUCAGAUCAUCUGGUACAUGGCUUCAAUCAUUUCAGUUGAGGGUUCUAACUAGAAAGUUCAGAGUUGCAUUUGAGAAGUUAUUGUCUGAAAAUAUGCUAUACAAUGAUUACUUCAAGGAAUCAGAAGAGAAUGGACAUAAAAGGGUUGGGCCUCCAACUGCUCACAGAAGGGAUGAAGUCCAUAGGUUCGUUAAGUUUCUUAAACUCUUUUUCGGAAGCACUUUGGCAUUUUCAGAAUCUAAGACAGUUACCUCGACUAGUUGCUACAAUGAGGUUGUGAUCAUUGAGAGGAACUUGAUAGCUUUGAGAAACAGCAGAGAUGACCUUCUACGGCUUCAAGCAACAGAUAUGAGGACCAAGUUUGAAAAGUAUUGGGAUGGAUUAAUCAACAUGAACCCGCUUGUCAUUAUUGCAAGCAUCUUUGAUCCUAGAAACAAGAUGCAAUUUGCAUCUAUUUGUUGUGAUAAGAUUUAUGGUAAGGACAGUGUGGAAAGUGCUCAUCUCAGAACCUCCAUUAGGGCACUGAUGAAGCAGUUGUAUGAAGAGUAUGUUGUGAAGAUAGGUCCACUUGUUAGGAAAUACGCGCCGCCUAACAUCACCGUCCAUGCCGUCACCGUCCAACACAAAAACGUGUUCUUUGACUUACAAUCUCCCACUUGA